GACAGAGCGAGAGGGCGUCGUUAUAGUUACCGUACACGAGUUCUGUUUUGUUCCUGCUCGAAGCUAAUGUUGUCCCCGAAGUGCUAAUCUCAAACAUGGACGAUAAACUUCAACCUGGCGAUGGCGAGUAUGUAAAAAAUGCUGCAAAGUCUGGUAGAAGAGCACGCCAUGGGGGUAAAUCAUCAGACGAGCAACGACAUAAGAAGUCGUCUUUUACUUCACUUGGUGAGGGGUCGCCUCCUAAACCCCCAAGACGUCAAGGAGGGUGGGCUGAAGAAACCAGUGCAACAAACUCCUCUGCUUCUGGCAAAAGACAAGUCAUCGACGAAGUGGAGGACCAUCGCCUUAGGCCACAAACGCCCCAGGAGUCCGACAGCGACGGAGACAUCCCCGUGAUCCCCGAUUUGGACGAGGCGCUGGAGGAGGAUCUCGGCAUGCAGGUGGCGGCCCCCCCGCGGCUCCAAGUGAACCGAGUAAUGACGUUCAGGGACCUCGACACGGACCUGAUGAAACACUCGGCCUUUCAGUCCCUGGGCGGGGAGAUCGACCUGAAGCUGCUCACGGAGGUGCUGGCCCCCGAGCAGGAGGUUCGGGAGGAGGACGUGGGAUGGGACUGGGAUCACCUGCUAACCGAGGUGUCCUCCGAACUGCGCACGGAGCUGGACCUAGGAGAGAGACAGGACAUGUCGCCCGUGCCUGUUGCAUAAGAAACUGUUAUAUUAUAUUGUUUAACUAAUGUGUGCCUCUGACUGAGACGGGCAAUUGUUAUAUUAUUAUAUUAUUACACCGAGACAGACUCCAAGUUACGCUAAUGUGUGCCUCUGACUGAGACGGACACUAAAUUGGGACAUUUUAUAUCAUAUUAUAUCUGGGCAAUAACUCAAUAAUAUUCAAUGCGCGCUUCUGCUAGUAUGUUGACAGGACUGAAGCUCUAAAUAUCAGUCUGUGGACUAACCUCUGUACUUUUUAUUACUGAAAUAAAGAAAUAUACAGAAA
Molecule: messenger RNA, 996 nt
Organism: Sardina pilchardus (European sardine)
Lineage: Eukaryota; Metazoa; Chordata; Actinopteri; Clupeiformes; Clupeidae
Product: intraflagellar transport protein 43 homolog A-like
Exons: 1
Coding region: 96-707 (203 amino acids)
Biological process (GO): intraciliary retrograde transport
Cellular component (GO): cilium; intraciliary transport particle A
Source: RefSeq, a predicted model, not a curated record